Cygnus olor (mute swan) is the source of this 2770-nucleotide messenger RNA. RefSeq lists its product as uncharacterized. The record is from RefSeq and is a predicted model, not a curated record. Gene Ontology annotation, cellular component: cytoplasm. Bases 389 to 2770 code for a protein of 793 amino acids. The transcript is spliced from 19 exons. Lineage: Eukaryota; Metazoa; Chordata; Aves; Anseriformes; Anatidae.
CGGAAGUGGCUGAGCAUCUGCUUGCCAACGGGAAGUUGUGAAUGGAUUCCUUCUUUUGCUUUGCUUGCACGUGCAUCUUUGGCUUUUCCUAGAAUGCUAUAUUUGUCUUGAUCCAUGAGCUUUCUCAUCUUUGCCCUUCUGAUUCCCAUCGCCAUCCUGCUGGGACAGGGUGGGCAAGUGGGUGUGCAGUGCUGAGCUGCUCACCCGCCCAGCCCAGGAGCGUGUCACAAUGAAACCCUUUGUGACCUCCCUUGAUGACACCCCCAGGGGUCUGCCCUAAAAAAAUGCAGCUGUGACUCGGACCCUCAGUGUCCGUGCAGGACAGUGACGGGACAGGGCAGGAGCACAGGGCCUUUAAGGAGUCUAAGUGCACAGCCCACGUCCCACAAUGCGGUUCCGAUGCUGCUACCACCGGAGAAGACGACGUAUUAUCCUGGGGAGGUAUCCUUGCCGUCAUCGCUCCAUUCCUCCAUCCCGCAAGGUGGCAAAGAUAACCCGCCCCUGCUCCAGGAUGGUCUGGCAGGAGACCUGGUCUCCUGAGGAGAGCAGCUUUCCGCUGGAUUCCUUGGAUUUCCAGCCACCGAAUCCCAAUGCCUGGUCGUGGGAUCUUGGCAAAGAGGAAGCCAAGAAAGUCAUCGAGAUAUUUGUCAGAAGCACAAAGAAGGAUGAGGAAAAGAAAAUGAAGUUCCUGGAGAGCAUCUGCACCCUGUGCAGACACUGUUCCUUGCUGGAGGACAUGGAUGCCUUCUGCCGCAAAACCGAGCUGGCAGAGAACAUCAAGGUUUUGCUGGAAGAGGAGCCCACGGACAGUUUGCACACAGCAUUUCGUAGGAAUGCCAUGCUAACUAUUGCCACCCUCAGCUCCACCACGGAGGCAGCACUGGAUGGCAAAAAGGAGAGUCUCCUGCAUGCCUGCUUCAAGAGUGUCUUCUUUCUGCCUCCCUAUUUGGACAUGUCAGCGGCAGAAAAAGAUCUCUACAACAAGACCAUGAACGCCAUGGAAAUCAUGCUGCAGGCCUUUGUACGCAACUGUCCAAUCUCCAGUGUCGGCGAGGAGUUGCAGAUUAUUUGGCAGGCGCUGCUGCACUAUGCCACCUCCCAUAACACAGCUGUGCGCAAGAUUGCCCUGCAGAAGAUUGAGAGGCUGAGUGAUUUCCUGGUCACAUAUUUGGGGAAGACCUCGUUCACUGCUGGACAAUGCAACGGCAGCCCUGGCACCCACAAAGAGGUCCACAUCCCCAUCCUGGGACAGCUGCUGGGACACCUCUUCAUUUCCAGCUGUGGCACAGAUUCCAACAGUUGCACAGCUUUGGAUGCUCUUUAUCACUUCUACGCAUUCCUCACAGACGGAAGAGAAUGCUCACUGACAAAUGACAUGGAAAAUUAUGCAGAGAGACGCAAGAAGUUGAAGGAUACAGCAUUUCCAUUCACUGUAAUGUCCGCUCCCUGUGAUAUUGCCAAGGCAUUUGGAGAAUACCUCUUCCCUUCUGAGAGGCUGGACGUCAUCCUCACAGCCCUUGAAGCUUUACAAGACUCCAGGUUCCAUGACAAGAAGGGGGCCUGCAGCGUGCUGGACGCAGCCUUGGAGGACCCUGACUACUGGCUGACAGAUGUGCCAAUAAUCAUGGAAUGCAUCAGGAAAAACCUGGACAGCAUCCACACGGCAUCAGCGCGGCGCUGCCUGGACUCCCUGCUUCUCCAACUGACCAACCAGAUGUCCAGGGAAGAAGUCCAGAAGCUGCUGAAGUUCCCUCCGCCAAGUAACAGCACUGCCCUGGGCAUGUGGGAGGUGAUUCUGGCCAUGCCGCAGACCUUGGAGAAGGUUUUAAACAUGCUGAUGGAAGACUUGCCACUGUGCGACUGGUGCACGGCAGUGACAGAAGACACCUGCAUCCGUCGCUUGGCUAUGCUGGCCCAGAAUCACAUUUCUGAAGAGGAGUUUGGUAACCCAGUGCACCUCCUGAGUUACCUGAAGCACCCAAGCCCAGCGAUGCGCUUGAUGGUUCUCAAAGGGCUCUCCACCGUGUCAGAGAGCCCUGAGAAGGCAAGAAGAAUUCAGGUCGUGCUGCCAGACAUCCUGGAGGCCCUGCAGGACACCAACACAGACGUCGUGCUGAAGGCCCUGCUUGUGCUCAGCAAUGUGAUGGCUCAUGUGGAGAGGAGAGAGGCCAGUCGCACGGCUCUGCAGCUGGCUGAGAAGCUCCUGCCACUCUUUGACCAUGAGUCCAGCCAGGUGCGCGAGCACUCCAUCUGCCUCUUCCAAGCCGUGACGGAGGCUGUGCUGCGGCACAGGCAGAAGGAAAUGAAGAGGAAAGUGCACAGCAGCCUUCUCCCACUCUACUUUCGGAUGAGAGACCAGAGUGAGAGCGUAGCAAAGGCCUCUGGGGAAGCUCUCGUCGUCGCUGCAAAGUUUCUGCGACGCAAAGAGCUCAAGCACUUGGCCCAGAAAGAACAGACCGGGAGGAUCGGGGAGUGCUUGCUGCAGCAGGGCAGAGACAGAGUAGAAGAAUACCUGCAGCAGAGCCAGCCCUACCUGCAGGACUCUCAGACCGUCUUGCGACUUGAGGCCGUCAGGUUCAUUGGGCUUGCUGCGCGCUACUCCAAGGACCAGAGAGAGGAGAAGCUGAAUGAAAUCAUCAGCGUCCUCCGGUCUUCAGGGAACGACCCGGAACCCAUGGUCAGAUGCCUGGCAGUUCAGACCAUCAUGAUCCUGGCGUCAAGGCCUAAGAGAAACUCAGGAUGGAGAUUUCGACUGUUGUGGUGCUGCUAG